Messenger RNA from Suillus subaureus, 1335 nucleotides. RefSeq lists its product as uncharacterized. The record is from RefSeq and is a predicted model, not a curated record. The transcript has 3 exons. Lineage: Eukaryota; Fungi; Basidiomycota; Agaricomycetes; Boletales; Suillaceae. Bases 1 to 1335 code for a protein of 444 amino acids.
AUGGCUACUCACGAACAAGAACACGACCCACCUCGCCCUUUUUCCAUCGAUCUCACCUUAGAACUCGAACGCCAGCUCGACAAUGAAUCGAACCCGAACUCACCUGUAGAUGCCACAGGACGUCCUCAUUCUCUGGAUUCUCAUGUCCUUGCUUCAAUCGUCACUCAACUGAGACUGUCGCUCUCAGAUGAAACUGCGGGCACACUUGAGCAUAUGACGGAAAAAUGCUCGAAGAUGCAGGAGGAACUGGAUGAUGCUCGUACAAAGAUUAAGGAUGACGAAGACACGAUAUCCAUACUCAGGACGAAAGUCGAGGAAAGCAGGCGUGGCCUCAUGCGCCUGCAGUCUGAAAAUCGACGGGCGAGUCAAGUGCCCUCAGCUCUUGACUUGUCUAGAGCGGGCAUACCUUCUUUCAAUGGUCCGCCAUCCUCUAAGCGCGCAUCAUUGAUUGGAUCAACGGCUGGGCGUAACAAUGCCCAUAAACGAAUAUCCUCAGUCUCCGACAACGCCUUUUCCAUUGACAGCUCUCAUUUGACAUCCCCUAUGUCCACUCCAACUCCCGCGACUUUCACCCUUCCCGAUGUGCAGAAAAGCAGGUCCCAACAGCCUUCCCACACGAGGCGGAUGUCUGGCAUAUUCGGUCGCGGGUCACCACCACAGUCUCUCUUCCCUUCGGAAGAGUCUGCUGAGUUGGAAAUGCUACGCCGGGAGCUCAAUGCUGUGAAGGCUGAACUUGACGACGUGAAGCAUGAGCUGAGUGAAACAAACGAGGCUCGCGAAGCUUCAGACACUUGCAUCAAAGCUCUGCGGGAAUUCAUUGAAGAGAACCAGGUUGGAGCUGUACCAAAGAGUCUUCCCCCUUUACCCGCAGAAGUGAAGAAAGCACCGCUACCACCACCGCCGGCUGCUACUGGGUGGGGAUUCAAACUCUGGCGAGCAGAUUCUUUGACGCAGAGUCCUGUGCUGGCUUCUUCAUCCCCCGUCACACCCGCUGCCCAUACCGCAUCCCCAUCCCUAUCAUCGCUGACGCCCCCUGUUCCUCUCUCCAAGAAAUUGGGCGACUUCUUCGGUUCUCGUGCCACGGCAACUGCUGCUUCUCAAAUGCCGCAACGCGUUGAACAAGAACCAAUGUACAAUGGCAUGUCGGAUACGUCAUCCAUUGAGGAUUCUGUAGCCGAGCCCAUUAGCCCCGCAAGCGAGCGCCCUCGGCCAGCUGUAUACGUACGAGAUACCACCAGCGUGAUAUCUGACUCAUCACGAGAUCUUGGUGUCAAUCUUGAGGGAAAGCUACUUCCCCCAUGUGCCGACGGAACCCUUACCCCUGUUGUUAUUUGA